ACCAAGUAGCCAUAGUGUGCCUUAACUCUGGGAAACCCGGUCCUCCUCGCACAUGGUUAAGACUACUAGUGACUGCUGCCGUUGCAUCGAGGACUGACUCCUGAACCAAAAGACUGCGUUCCCAACACUUACCACAGUACCUUAGUCUACCUACCCAGGUAUCGGCGACAGAAGGAAGAUCUUUGUCUUUGUCCUAGAGUACACAUUCCAUACCGAAUACACGACCUCUCCCUCCCUCCCCACUCUUCGAUUCCUUAUCCUUCUCGUCGGCUUCCUUUCCCACCUUGACCCAUCACGAGUAUCAACAUGACUACUGUCCGAAGUAUGUCUCAAACAGCAAGCGAUCUCAAAGACACAGCCAUGGGCGUCGGCGGCAGCAGCAGUGGCGCAGCCCAGUCCGGUGUCGAACCGGUCUCCGGUCUGCAGGGCAAAGGCACAGCGACGGACCCAUACGAUCAAGGAAACGCAGACGACCCUGUCCUCUCGGGCGAGGAACCCCCUUCAGGCGUGCAAGGCGAAGGCACAGCCACCGACCCAUACGAUGGAGGAAAUGCGCCGGAGAACCCCAUAGACCCCACCUCCAAGACCACGUCGAGCGCUGCCACGUCCACGACAGUCACCUCGGGCAAGAGCGCGGAUGAGCGAGGACGAAAUGGACUGACUGCGCCGGCCAAGAAUAAAGUGGAAGAACGAGAAAUGAGUCCUGGCUGUCUGGACGACGGCACACACGUUCAGACUAGUGGUGAUCGUGGAGAGACCUACGAGCCUAGCAAGAUGAGCAAGCUCAAGGGCAAGCUGACACAUUUCGGGAAACAUUAGAGACGAAAUACUAUUCUGCACGGAGUCAGUGUGAGGGAGAGGAUUUCAAGAGACGAGCAAACGAGUUUAGAUGCCAAUGAGUCCAUGUAUGAAAUAGAACAACGUUUUCAAAGGAGUCGGAGAAGGCGAGCGGUUGCAUGAACACUUUGCAAAUGAUCACUCUGUCAUAUUCAAGCUCUGCUACCUUUUCUUCUGAAGCAUUUUCAGUCAAGAGCCUGACGCCUUGAUGAAGAGUCUGACCCUUCCCGCAAAUCUGCGCUCCCAGCAAACUCUUCGACAAAGCUCGCCUUGCCGAGCAAGGCAUCAACAGAAACCACCCUGCCGCUGAGAUCUCCCGAACAUGGGGAACUUGAACAGAGUGCGAUGGCCUCUACGGUGAAGGAUCGGGCUCGAUGACACG
Molecule: messenger RNA, 1219 nt
Organism: Exophiala xenobiotica
Lineage: Eukaryota; Fungi; Ascomycota; Eurotiomycetes; Chaetothyriales; Herpotrichiellaceae
Exons: 2
Coding region: 307-819 (170 amino acids)
Source: RefSeq, a predicted model, not a curated record